AUUCGUAAUAAGAUAUUUUGGUCGAUUUUUGUAGAUACUUCGGAGGUCGGUGUUUGUCGAGAAGGUGUACAUUUUUUUCAUUAUAAACAGAGUGUUAAUGGCGGUUGUAAGGUGUAUCGGUGGCGUCUUAGUAGGUCUCGUUGAUAUAAUAAACAUCACUUCGACUGUCUUGUACUACUAGAAAUCACGAUUUUUGGCUUCUUGAGUCCCCAUGCAGGAAGGCUCAAUCGAUUAUUGCGUUAGAAUGGGGCUAGAUACGAUCCAUAUCAACGAAAUGUGUGGCUGUUGGCGACUCUUACCCUAUUUGGCUUCGCUUAUCCAUUCUGCUUGACUCCAUUAAGAAAAACAUCGCCGAGAUGCAUUUGCCAAACCUCAAACGGAUGUCCGCUCUUCGGCCUUCACAUUUCGGCGUCGUCGUCGCCGCGUUACUUCUAGCAAUUGGAGAGCGACUGAUCUGUGUUGCAGCUCCAGCGGACAACCCAGAAUGUACUAUCGCUUACUUAGACAAGUGCGGACAGUAUAUCUUCCUUUGGACCACCAGCCUCAACGAGGUGAUGGCUCCUGCGAAUACUGAGCAAUUAAAGGAGCACUGCGAGCGCCAAGCAGCUUCUGAAGAUUGCGUACGCAAGCGAUCAGAAAAAUGUCACUCGAGCGUCAAGAAAGGCCUCUCGCGUUUGUUUUAUGACGCGAUUCAUGAAGAAUACGAACAGCGUUGUGAUCCAGAAUCCGAUUAUCAUGCCUCUUAUUUGCGGAUGGCACCUUGUAUCCAUAAAAUAUCCUCAGAUAUGUACAACUGCAGCGCGCGUCUUAUAGCCUCUAUUCGUUCCUCGAUGGAGGAUGAUCAUGGCAAAUCUGUCCGAGAAAGGAUUCCACGGGCGUGUUGCAAUUUCGUAUCCUAUACUCGGUGUGCCGAAGUGGCAGCACGUAAGACAUGCGAUGAAGACACGGUUAACUUUGUGAAGCAAUAUUUAGAAAGGAUUUCAGGAGAAUUGUUUAGUUUAGCGUGUGGCAGUUACAGCGUUGAGGCCGAGGUAUGCAAGAAGUUUCAAACGGGUUUACUCACGUCACAUGAGGACGUCAAACUCACCGAUGAAAGCAGCGUGACGACAAUGAUCGGUGCUUUGUCAACGCUCGCUAAUUCAUUUCAGCCAGCACGAAGAUAAAAACAAUGUUCGAUAUUUGUACCUAUCAUGAGAAAACUGCCAUAUCUUAAAAUCUGAUGGCCGCAAGUUAGCAGAUGGCCUUGUCUAAUUUUACUACGAUCUGACUUCAAAUUUGCCGAGUUGAAAAUAUCUUAUCAAAAGCCAAUUAUACCAGAAUACAAAAGCUAGGCGGGUCACAGCAAAAUCAAACUAGGGAUCGAUUUAUAAGUAGAAAAAUGUCAUUAUGCUUGUACCGAAAAAAAACGGUACCGUUGUGAAUUAGGGUCAAUUGCUCUAGCUUUAUAAUACCGAACAAUGUCAAUGUAACGGCUUUUGAGUACUUGUGAGAACGAAGUUCUUCCGGACGAAACCGUCGCGAUAGCUCGACAUCUUAAACAUUUAUUAAGACGUUUAAACAUAAUCGGGACAAUGAAACGGAAUGAAGUAUUGCCAUUCUCCUCUCAGUGUCCAUUUAUAUUAGUAGGCCCAAAAAUAGGUAGAUAAUGAAACCACUUUAACUUAAUAAAAAUAAUGGUACCGUGAUA
Varroa destructor (honeybee mite) is the source of this 1687-nucleotide messenger RNA. RefSeq lists its product as uncharacterized. NCBI's taxonomy places the organism in Eukaryota, Metazoa, Arthropoda, Arachnida, Mesostigmata, Varroidae. The record is from RefSeq and is a predicted model, not a curated record.